CGCAAUGAUGCACAUUUAUUAGUGAUUUGUGGCCAAAGUGUAGAAAAGAUCAAUGAUUUGUUACAAUUUCAAAAUAAGAAACCUGUUUUAGCGGAAGUUUUUAGACCAAAUUUGGUUGUCAAACAAAGCCAAGUUGUGUCGUGUUCAUUAUCUAAAGAGAAUAGAACAACAGUUGCACCGAAAGCUGGACCUGUAUUACUCUCAUUGGAAGAAGAUCGAUGGAAGGACAUCGCGUGGUUAUCUACCAACAAUUUUAGUGACGAGAAGAUACAAAUGGAAUUCGUUGGUGACUGUAUUCGCUGCAUGACUAUAUGUAUCGAUCCUGAAAGUGGAAAUUUUCGUGAGGACCGAGAACCAUGGUUAUCACUCUCCACUUAUAGACGAGUUAUCAGUGAAAGGGAAGAAGAUUCAAAAACAUUUAAAAAGGAUAGAAUAGGGAAGACAUGGAAAGGCCGAGGUCCAUUAUUUGGUCGUUUAUACAACGUUUCUAUGAAGAUAGACCAAAUAAGAUGGAUCUAUUUGGAAGGAUUGCAUUUUGAAACUGAAAGAGCAUAGAGAUUCCAUCUUUGUGUUGUUUUCAUAAUAACAAUUGAGACAAUCUGUUUGAAGACAUUUUAUG
Galdieria sulphuraria is the source of this 619-nucleotide messenger RNA. Its product is annotated as Mo-molybdopterin cofactor sulfurase. The record is from RefSeq and is a predicted model, not a curated record. The transcript has 4 exons. The annotation marks the transcript as partial. Lineage: Eukaryota; Rhodophyta; Bangiophyceae; Galdieriales; Galdieriaceae. Gene Ontology annotation, molecular function: catalytic activity; molybdenum ion binding; pyridoxal phosphate binding.